ACCAAACCCUCCUCCGCCCUCCGCCUCCGCCCACCACCGGCGGCCAUGGACGACCCGCACUUCCUCGUCGGCACCCCCAGGAGCGAGUUGCUCGCCAAGAUGGAGCGCGAAGGCCGGGACCCUGCGACGCUCGACGUCGGCAUAAACCUGGUGCUCUAUUUCGUCUACGACUACCUCCCCGACCCGCCCGUCUCCCCCGCCCCCACCACCACCCUCUCGCUCGCCGGCGCGUCCUGGGUCUCCGACGGCGUCGACCGCAUCAGCCGCCUCCCCGAUGUGCUCCUCCGCGACAUCAUCUCCCGCCUCCCCGCCAAGGACGCCGCGCGCACCGCCGCCCUCCCUCUCCUCGCGCUGGCGUCCACUCUGGCGCUCGGCGCCCCUCGCUCUUGUGGACAGCCAUCUUCUUCCGGACGGCGGCGCGGCCGGGCAGUUCACCAUCGGCGCUCCCUCUCCCCGCGCCGUCACCGACGCGGUGUCCCGCGUCCUCGCGGCGCACCCGGGGCCCUUCCGCUGCGUGCACCUCACCCGCACCAUCAUGGAGGAGCACCGGGGCGAGAUGGCGCGCUGGCUCGACAUCCUCGUCGCCAAGGGGGUUCAAGAACUCGUCUUUGUCAACCGCCCUUGACCGCUAGACUUGCGCCUCCCCGCCACGAUCUUCAGCUGCUCCUCCCUCACCCGUCUCUAUCUCGGCGUCUGGAGGAUCCCGGACACCGCCGCCGUACCGCGCGGCGCCAGAUUCCCCAACCUCCUGGAGCUCGGCCUGCACCUAACCUGCGUGUGUUGGGAUACAUUCGGCCAGGAGAGCAAGAGUUGGGGAUUAGCAACACCAUCAUCGUGGCUGGGGCCAAGGAGAGCAUUGUGCCCACUGUCCAGAUUUUGGCCAUAGAGGUGCAAUUAGGUUGCCGCAAUUCUGUCAAGAAAGUGCCUGGUUUUCUCAGAUGCUUUCCUAACCUGAAGACCCUCCAUGUCCAGUCCCCACGCAUACCUAAAGAGUCCACUGGCAAGGUCAAUCUCAAGUUCUGGCAGGAGGGUGGCCCCAUCAAAUGUGUCCUGCAGAGCUUGAAGAAGUUGUUCUUCUACGAGUUCCGUGGGUCAAGAAGCGAAGUUGCUUUCCUCAAGUUCAUUGCGGAGAGAGGUCGGGUGCUGGAGCAGAUGGUGGUCGUCGUGGCCAAGGAAUGUUUCUCUCCGGGAGGUGAUGGUGUGAAUGCCAAGCUGAAGCCUCUGACCAACGCAAAAUGGAACAGCAAAGGUUGCAAACUUGAGCUCUUCAAGAGCCCACUCACUGAUGUGGCAGGUCCAAUUUGCAGCCACCGACAUGCUUCUGAUUUGAGGUUUGCUGACCCCUUUGACCUCAAGUACUACUACAAAUCCGAAACGAUCUAUGUAAGUUAAUUAGUAGCAGCAUGCCGUGCCUCUUUUGUUGUUGGGCCUGACAAUCAGGUGCUAAAAAACCUGCAUUUCUCCUGGCAAGCUUUCUGCAUGAUGAGGUUGUUUGUGCCAAGUCAAGACUUAUGUGGCUAGAUGCUGGUGGAAGAAGUAACUGAUCAAGUUAGAUAAAAAAUAUUAGUAGAGUACCUUGCAAGCCAAUCAGCAGGGCUUUCUAGUACUCUAGUGCCUAGCAGGGCUAUCUAGCAUGGUUUUUCUGGUUUGUCCAACUGCAAUGUCAUUAGUAUGUCGUGCAUUUGUUGUUACCAUGAAUCAAUCUGUUAUGCAUUAGACUUUUACAUGUUUUCUUU
This is a messenger RNA of Triticum dicoccoides, 1736 nucleotides long. RefSeq lists its product as uncharacterized. The coding region runs from base 46 to 1392 and encodes 448 amino acids. The record is from RefSeq and is a predicted model, not a curated record. NCBI's taxonomy places the organism in Eukaryota, Viridiplantae, Streptophyta, Magnoliopsida, Poales, Poaceae. The transcript is spliced from 3 exons.